This is a messenger RNA of Cooperia oncophora, 510 nucleotides long. The record is from the annotation of a GenBank genome assembly. NCBI's taxonomy places the organism in Eukaryota, Metazoa, Nematoda, Chromadorea, Rhabditida, Trichostrongylidae.
AUGGCAUGUAAGAAUCAGAAGAGGCUUCUGAAGCACCAGAUCGUCAUGAAACGAGGUUCUGCUGUGGAUAGGGAAAUCAGUCAAAAAUACGCAAAUGACAAGAAAAUGAGCACCAAGGAGAAGGAGGAGCGCGCUCUUUUUCGUAAAAACGAAGUUGCGGAUUCAGAAGCCACAUACUUGUCGAUUUUCUUCACCAACGUACUGUUCCUUUCGAUUAUGAUCGUCAUGAAACGAGGUUCUGCUGUGGAUAGGGAAAUCAGUCAAAAAUACGCAAAUGACAAGAAAAUGAGCACCAAGGAGAAGGAGGAGCGCGCUCUUUUUCGUAAAAACGAAGUUGCGGAUUCAGAAGCCACAUACUUGUCGAUUUUCUUCACCAACGUACUGUUCCUUUCGAUUAUGUUGUUCUUAGCAUUUUUCCUGCUUGCAAACCUCACACCUAUCUUUAAUUCUCUGCUCUCUGUAAUAGGAUCCGCAGGUCUCGUAGCAUUCCUUUCUACUGCUAAAAAUUAG